This is a messenger RNA of Planococcus citri (citrus mealybug), 702 nucleotides long. RefSeq lists its product as uncharacterized. Lineage: Eukaryota; Metazoa; Arthropoda; Insecta; Hemiptera; Pseudococcidae. The transcript has a single exon. The record is from RefSeq and is a predicted model, not a curated record. Bases 1 to 702 code for a protein of 233 amino acids.
AUGGUCCACAGAUGUUGUGCACUACCCUUGAGCCCAGGAAACAGAAAGAGAGAAUUUGACCACAUUAAAAGAGUAGCCAACAAUCUGGGAUACAAGACUAGAACCAUAGACACCCUCAUCAAAAACCAUAUAAGCAAACAAAGAUUGAAAGAGAUCACCACUUUCCAAAGAGAUAAACCUGAAAAUAGAAGAAUCAAGCUGACCCACUACCCAGUCUUAACCAACAAACUUUGCCAGAUCUUCAGGAAAAAUGAUUUAGAACCUGUCACAACCAACCAACAUAAACUGAAAACCCUACUGGGAAGCCUCAAGGACAAAGACCCAAAAACUGACCAAUCAGGAAUCUAUAAGAUCACAUGCUCUGGCUGUGACAAGCUUUACAUUGGACAGACUAAGAGAAACAUCAUAACCAGAUACAAGGAACAUAUGCACAAAGCCAGAUACAAUAUUGAAGGAAAAUCAGCAAUAGGAGACCACAUUAUAGCAUCUGGACACACAAUAACUGAACUAAACUUGACCCUAGAAAAACCAGUUGCCAGAAUAUCAGAACUACCAAUUAGGGAAGCAAUAGCCAUGCAUAAAAACAAUAGAGAAAAACUCCUCAAUGAUGACUUGGGACCUUUGGACAUUGACCUGCUCAAAUGCCUACAUGGAACCAGUCACAUACACACUCCAUACAAACAGACACACCCAUCCUGGUAG